AUAUAAGCGGGCUGAGGCCGGUCGUGUGCCAGGCUCACCGGCUCACACGAGCUGAUCCAGAGCAGAAAGACGCAAAGAGACGCCUGCCGCUCGUCCUGCACCAAAACCCUCGGUCCUGUUGGAUCUGCGCUCAGAAAACUUCCGCAGACUUCAGAACAAACCCGCAUCCUGCGCUCCGACAUGGACUCCGUCUACUCUGACAUCGACAGCAACAGCUGCGACUUCUUCCCGCACACCGACGAUGAGGACUCCCUCGGCAGCCUGCGCUCCGCCUCCCCGGACUCCUCUCCGCUCUGCCCGCCGCGCUCCCCGGAGCCUGAGCAGCUGCAGCAGCAGCAGAAGAAGCGGCGCCGCGGACGCGCCCGGAGCGAUGCCACGGUGCAGGUGGUGAAGAAGAACCGGCGCAUGAAGGCCAACGACCGGGAGAGGAACCGCAUGCACAACCUGAACGACGCCUUAGACGCGCUGCGCGGUGUCCUGCCGGCCUUCCCGGACGAGACCAAACUCACCAAGAUCGAGACUCUGCGCUUUGCGCACAACUACAUCUGGGCGCUGUCAGAGACGAUCCGCAUCGCCGACCUGCAGGCGGGGAAGACCGGCGACGCUCCUCUGCUGCUGCGCUCCGCGUGCCUCGGUGAGGCCCCGAGCCCCGGCAGCGACGCCUGCUCCUGGAGCUCCAGCGGCUCUUCGUCCUCCUCCUCCCCGGCUUACUGCGCCUCCAGCCCGGGCAGCCCCGCCGCGCCGGAGGACUACAGCUACCUGCGGCAGGACGCUCUGUACGGCUUCCGCAGCUUCGUGCCGGGCAUCUACUGACCGACAGGCCGCCGGAGGAGGCCCGCAGCCCCGCAGCCCCGCGGACUCAGACCACAGAAAUGUAGAGACACUUAACGGACCCGGCGGGACGGACGGACAGUCCGGGUGCUGUGGGAAUAAGAAUCACUGUUUGCCUUAAUGAGCUCAUUUAUUUCACACGUGUCUCUGCUGACGGACUGUAAAUGAGAAUAACUUAAUUUCUUCUUGUUUGUUCUUCUUGUUUUUUAUUUCGUAUAUUUCUCCUAAAACCUUUGCACUUCCCCCCCCCCCGGCCUGCAGGUUACAGUCAGGUUUCUACACAUCACAUCUUUUUGUAUCUCAGAGGUGAAAAGUCAAUUUUACAAUUUGUAGAGUGAAAAAGCAGAAAAGAGCGUGGAAAUCGAGUCUCAACACUGUGACAAUAGAGUGAAUGGAGCUGCCCUCGUUCAUUAUGUAUCCUGCCCCCCCACCCCCACCCUUAGAUUAUUGUUGUUUUUUAUUUAUUUGACUCGUUUUGUUUCCUCACAUGAAAUCUGUAUUUUGUACAUAAAGAGAUUUUUAUUCUAUUUACUUGGAACCAGUUUUCUACAAAAUAAAGUUAUAACGUUUCUAUAAAACUGA
Molecule: messenger RNA, 1413 nt
Organism: Siniperca chuatsi (mandarin fish)
Lineage: Eukaryota; Metazoa; Chordata; Actinopteri; Centrarchiformes; Sinipercidae
Gene: neurog1
Product: neurogenin 1
Exons: 2
Coding region: 181-813 (210 amino acids)
Molecular function (GO): protein dimerization activity
Source: RefSeq, a predicted model, not a curated record